Molecule: messenger RNA, 600 nt
Organism: Biomphalaria glabrata
Lineage: Eukaryota; Metazoa; Mollusca; Gastropoda; Planorbidae
Product: vitellogenin-2-like
Exons: 3
Coding region: 1-564 (187 amino acids)
Source: RefSeq, a predicted model, not a curated record
AUGACUAACAGCUCUUCAUCUCACCUCUUACCAGUGACCUCUGACCUUUCACCUGUACUUCACAACGGCUCAAGUCUCAGAGUGGAGCAUCAUCAGAGUUAUCAUCAAAGUCAUCAUCUAAGUCAUCAUGUAAGUCAUCAUCUAAGUCAUCAUCUAAGUCAUUAUCUAAGUUAUCAUCAAAGUUCAUGUAAGUCAUCAUGUAAGUCAUCAUCUAAGUCAUCAUCAAAGUCAUCAUCUAAGUCAUCAUCUAAGUCAUUAUCUAAGUUAUCAUCAAAGUUAUCAUCAAAGUCAUCAUCUAAGUCAUCAUCAGAGUUAUCAUCAAAGUCAUCAUCUAAGUCAUCAUCAGAGUUAUCAUCAAAGUCAUCAUCUAAGUCAUCAUCAGAGUUAUCAUCAAAGUCAUCAUCAAAGUCAUCAUCAAAGUCAUCAUCAAGUCAUCAUCAAAGUCAUCAUCUAAGUCAUUAUCUAAGUCAUCAUCAAAGAUCAUUAAUCAUUAAAUCGUCAUCAAAUUCAUCAUCAAAGUCAUCUAAACUUUUUAAAACUAUGACAGAUAUAAACAAUGUAUAAACGAAUGUCUACAUUUUAGUACCACUAAACUCGUUG